This is a messenger RNA of Plasmodium falciparum 3D7, 1530 nucleotides long. RefSeq lists its product as uncharacterized. Lineage: Eukaryota; Apicomplexa; Aconoidasida; Haemosporida; Plasmodiidae. The record is from RefSeq and is a predicted model, not a curated record.
AUGAGAAUCUUUAAUGGAUCAAUUUAUAUUUCUCCUAGAGGAAAUAUGGAUAAUAAUGAUGUAAAUGCUAAAGGUUGUAGAAUAUACUCUUUUGAAGAAGAACAGACAAAAAAGGAAAAAAGGACUAACUUAUUAUUAAAUUCAUUAUUUUCUAGGAAAGCUAUGAUACCUUUACUUGGAAUUUUAUAUGUGAUUUUAUUGAAUGUACUUGUUUCUAAUAACAAUGACAAUAGGGCAGUUCCAUUUAGCAAUAUCUGUUCAAGAAACUUAUGCGAAAAAAAACCACUAAAUGUUGACAUGAAAUACGUAAAAUCAAAAUGUUGUGAUUCUAUAAGUGAAUCAAAUAUGGUUGAUCGAUUAAAGGUACAAAUGCUUUUGAAGAACGCUUUUGAAACUGAAGAUGGAAAUGUAUUUGAACAGAACCAUGAUGUAUUUAAGGAUUUAUUAAGUGAUGACAUGUGGACAAGAUUCCAUUUAAAUUUACAUGAUAAAUGUGAUAUUAAGAAUGGAAAACACGAAAUGGAUAAUAUUAUGAAUAAAGAACUAUUUAAAUUAUGUGAACUUGAUGACAAUAGAGAAAAAAUGAUGAAUUUUUGGAAAGAAACUUUUGAAAAUGAAAAAAAGAAAUACAAUCAAAUCAUUUAUGACUUAUAUAUGUAUCUUGAAUUCCUAAGAAGAAAAAAUAAAGUACCACAUGAGUAUGCAGGCAAGCAAUGGGAUGAUUGUAUAAAAAAAGUAAAGGAAACUGAAGACAAUGCUAAAGUUUUAUUAGAAGAUAUAUUUAAUUUUUGGCUUGAAAACGAACAUUUAGACAAGAACGAAUUUAUAACCUUAAUAUCUGCAUGCAGAUUAUUAUGGAGAAAAUUAGCUGAUGAUAUGACAAAAGCUUGUAAAGUUUAUAUGGGUAAACCUUUUAAGGAUGUAUAUAAUGAAAAAAAAAAAAUAGUAAAUAGAGGUAUAGAUUUAUCAAACGUUAAUUAUGAUGAUCAUUUUAAAAAUGGAAAAUUUUUAAAAAACUAUUCUACGCAUGAAAAUACCUACCCAACUUUGAAAACAUUGUUAGAAAAAUAUGCUAUAACCGAUGAUUAUUCACCACCAGAUGUAUUUGGUAAAUCAUACCCUCCUUUAGUUGAAGAAAUGUCAACUUUUCAAAGUAGUUCAAUAGAAACCAACGACGAAGAAAACGAAAGUAUUGAUAAUAAUGAAGAAAAUAUGUCUGACAGACCAAACAGUUUAUCUCAUGAUAAGGAUCAACACCUCGAUGAAACACAUAAUGAACAAUAUGGAUUAUACGUAAAAGAAAUGGAAUCUAAAGUUGAAAAAUUAGCUGAAAAUCAAGUUGAAAAGGAAUUUCAAGAGGUAAAUGAAAGAUUUAGUGAGGUUGCAAAACGAUUUAAAUUAACCGAGAAAACUGUCAACUUUUAUGAGCUAGGUAAUGAUUCACAAGACGAUUCUGAUGAGCAAGAAGAUGAAAAUGGUGAAGAUAAUGACGAUGAAGAACAUAAUGAUGAAGUCUCUAACAAUCAAUAA